AUGCCAUCAACGGGCCUCUUUGAACAUGACGUUCACAAGACCGGUGGUCACCAAUACCACCUGGAUGCCGACGCCACCCCGUCUGGCCAGUCUGAUGCCGAGAUCUCAGUCGGCGAGGAGAUCAAUGAACUAGCCAGGCGCUUGACAAGCGCAUCUCACCCUGGUGGCCAGGGCCACUCCUUGUUUCCUGAGCCUUCCGACAAGACACUCAACCCCAACAGCCCUGAGUUUGACGCUCGAAAAUGGGCCGCCGAGUUCUACAGGAUCCAGACUCAGGCACUGCUUGGCAACGCGCCAAACACCGCAGGUCUAGCCUUCAAAGAUCUUCAAGUGUACGGCUUGGGCACCACUAUGGACUAUCAGAAGACUGUUGGCAACUUCGUUCUCGAAGCAGCAUCGCUAUUCUCGCCGUCGAAGAGACAACAGCGUAUCGAUAUCCUUCACGGCUUGGAAGGCGUCGUCCAGAGCGGUGAGAUGCUCGCUGUACUGGGCCCCCCUGGAUCUGGCUGUACCACGCUUCUCAAGACCAUUGCUGGCGACACCCAUGGCUUUUAUAUCGCCGAUGGAGCGACUCUCAACUACCAAGGCAUCUCACCAGAGGAUAUGCGGACGAGCUUUCGGGGAGAAGCGAUCUACACUGCCGAAUUUGAUUACCACUUCCCCUAUCUGACAGUCGGAGAGACCCUUUACUUUGCUGCCAGGGCACGAUGCCCCCAGAACAUGGACCUCCCUGAUGGCAUCUCCAAGCACCAGUACGCGGAGCACCUGCGCGAUGUUGUGAUGGCAAUGCUUGGUAUCUCUCACACCAAGAACACCAGAGUUGGAGAUGACUUCGUGAGAGGCGUUAGUGGUGGUGAACGCAAGCGAGUGUCUAUCGCUGAGGCAGUUUUGAGCUAUGCCCCGCUCCAAUGCUGGGACAACAGCACAAGAGGCCUUGAUUCCGCGAACGCCAUCGAGUUUUGCCGGACUCUCCGAAUGCAGGCAGACAUCUUCCGCUGCAGUUCAUGCGUGGCCAUCUAUCAGGCGCCUCAGGAGGCGUAUGAUCUUUUCGACAAGGUCGUGGUCCUCUACGAGGGCCGACAGAUCUACUUUGGGAUGGCGACAGAGGCAAAGGCCUACUUCGAAGGCCUCGGGUUUCAAUGCCCUGAGCAGAAGACAACUGCCGACUUCUUGACGUCUAUGACCAGUUCUGCGGAGAGAGUGGUCCAACCGGACUGGAGUGGAAAGCCGCCGCCACGGAGCUCUGAUGAGUUUGAGCAGGCUUGGAGGGAGAGUCGAGAUCGCCAGCUGCUCCUCAAUGAGAUCGACCGUUUCGAAUGCGAAUUUCCUCUGGGAGGCGACACUCAUGCCAAGUUUUUGGCUACACGACGAGCGCACCAAUCCAAGCAGACCCGUCCGUCUUCGCCGUUCACCCUGUCGUUCUUUCAGCAGGUCAACCUCAAUCUCUGGCGCAGUUUCAAACUCUUGAUCAGCGAGCCAUGGAUGACGAUCACCAUGCUUUCCACCAAUUUCUUCGAAUCACUCAUUAUUUCCAGCAUCUUUUACAACUUGAAACCUGACUCGUCGACUCUGUUCAACCGCAUGCUCCUCAUCUUCUACACUAUCCUCAUCAACGCCAUGGGUAGUAUCUUGGAAAUCCUGACCCUCUACGGCAAGCGCAAGAUCAUCGAGAAGCAUGCGCGAUACGCCCUCUAUCACCCGAGCAGCGAAGCCGUAGCCGCCAUGCUUGUCGACCUACCCUACAAGCUGCUGAACUCGCUCUUCAUCAACAUCCCGAUCUACUUCAUGACCAACCUCCGACGUGAAGAUGCGGGUCCCUUCUUUUUCUUUCUGCUGUUCUCAUUCAGCAUCACGGUUUCCAUGUCCAUGAUCUUCCGCUUCCUCGGCUCGGUCACCAAGACGAUCGCGCAAGCAUUAGCACCCUCAUCCAUCAUUCUAUUGGCCUUGAUGCUAUUCAGCGGCUUCGCCAUUCCUCAGGGCUACCUUCACGAUUGGAUUGGUUGGCUACGCUGGGUCAACCCGGUGUUCUAUGCCCAGGAAAGUCUCGCACUGAACGAAUUUGUCGGGCGCAACUUCAGCUGCGCGCAGUUCGUCCCCUCAGGCGCAGGCUACGCUGCUUCUUUAGUGGAGCCCAGCGAGCGAGUGUGUGACAUUGGCGGUGCGGCGCCUGGUGCUAACUUCGUCAGCGGCGAGGAACAUCUUCGCGUUGUGUAUAACUUUGACCCGAGUCAUAGAUGGAGGAACUUUGGUAUCUUAAUGGCCCUCACGAUCUUCUUCAUGGUGUUGUAUCUUUUCGCCGUUGAGUGGGUUUCUUCUGAGAGAUCUAAGGGCGAAGUCCUUGUUUUCACCCGCAACGCCCUGAAGAAGGUGAAGCGGGCCACGAAAGACGUGGAGAACACCGGCAUCAGCCACUCGUCGUCGACAACUCAGAACCAGAGUGACAGCGACAGCCCGGACAUCGCGAAGCAGACUUCGGUGUUCCAUUGGCAGGAUGUGUGCUACGAGGUACAGGUCAAGAGCGAGACUCGAAAGAUUUUGCAGCACGUCGACGGAUGGGUCAAGCCAGGCACUUUGACUGCUCUGAUGGGUGUUUCGGGUGCUGGUAAGACCAGUCUUCUUGACGUGCUCGCCAGCCGCGUGACGAUGGGAGUCGUGAGCGGUCAGAUGCUCGUUGACGGUCAUCUACGAGAUUCUUCCUUUCAGCGCAAGACGGGCUAUGUAACCCAGCAGGAUCUCCACCUCCACACCGCAACCGUUCGAGAAGCCUUGAGCUUCAGCGCUGUUCUGCGACAACCUCAGCAGUACAGUCGGGAGGAGAGACUGGCCUAUGUCGAUACCGUCAUCGAUCUUUUGGGAAUGCAGGAAUAUGCCGACGCCGUGAUUGGCGACCUAGGCGAAGGACUCAACGUUGAGCAACGCAAACGCCUAACCAUCGGCGUCGAACUAGCUGCGCGCCCUCAACUGCUUCUUUUCCUCGAUGAACCCACGUCUGGCUUGGAUACCAUUCUCUGCACGAUUCAUCAGCCAUCAGCGUCCCUUUUUCAGAGAUUCGAUCGGUUACUACUGCUGGCCAAGGGAGGGCGCACCGUUUACUUCGGCGACAUCGGCCGCAACUCCCAUGUUUUGAUUGACUACUUCAGCCGUCAUGGUGCCCCAGCCUACAAGCCUGGGUCGAACCCAGCUGAGUACAUGCUCGAGGUGAUCGGGGCAGCGCCAAAGGCCCACACCGACGUUGACUGGCCGGCUGUGUGGCGUGAGAGUCAGGAAUACCAGUCGGUGCAGAAGGAACUUGCGAGGCUUUCGGGUAGCCAAGACGAGAAAGGCACACAGUCCACCGCUGAGGUUCAUGACUCUGCGGCGUAUGCUGAGUUUGCGGCGGAUUUUCGAACACAAGUGCGGGAGGUGACGACAAGGGUCUUCCAGCAGUAUUGGAGAAGCCCAUCUUACAUCUUCUCGAAGUCGGUCGUCACGUUUGGUUCGGCACUGUUCAUUGGCUUUACUCUCCUGGGUAACGAGAACACCGAGCGUGGUCUCAAGAACCAGAUGUUCGGCGUCUACAUCUUCCUUUUUCUGUUCAAUCAACUGGUCCAACAAAUCAUGCCCGCCUUCGUUCAUCAACGGACGAUGUACGAGGUUCGCGAGAGACCGGCGAAAGCGUAUUCAUGGAAAGCCUUCAUAUUAGCAAACAUCAUCGUUGAGAUGGCUUGGAACUCGCUCAUGGCCGUGUUCUCAUUCCUGUUCUGGUACUUCCCCAUGCGCCUCGACCUGAACGCAGAGUGGACGGACGCAGUGCACUCACGUGCGGUCACACUGUUCUUGAUAUGCUGGGUCUUCUUCCUGUUCUCAAGCACCUUCGCCCACCUCCUCAUUUCAGGUCUGGGAAGCGCAGAGGUAGCCGGUGGCAUUCUCAACCUGAUCUUCAUCCUCAUGUUCGCCUUUUGUGGUGUUCUCGCAGGGCCUACCGAGCUCCCAGGCUUCUGGAUAUUCAUGUACCGAGUCAACCCUCUGACCUACGUCGUCGAAGGCUUUCUCAGCGUGAGUCUCGCAGACGCGCCUGUCACCUGCAGUUCCAACGAACUGCUGGAGUUCAGUGCUCCAGGUGGUAGUACAUGUGGCGACUACAUGGCGUCGUACAUCCAGAGCAACGGCGGCUAUGUCGUCGAUGGGAAUGCGACUUCUUGCCAGUACUGCGGUAUGGCCGGUACGAACGACUUUUUGUCCAGCAUGAACAUUAGCAUCGACAAUCGGUGGCGCGACUUUGGUUUCAUCUGGGCGUAUUGUAUUUUCAACAUUGCUGCUGCAGCGGGAUUGUACUGGCUUGUGAGGGUACCCAAGAAUGACUUCAAGAAAAGAAGUUAG
Colletotrichum siamense is the source of this 4359-nucleotide messenger RNA. It is a transcript of the gene ZRA1-8, whose product is annotated as ZEB2-regulated ABC transporter 1. Gene Ontology annotation, molecular function: ATP hydrolysis activity; ATP binding; ABC-type transporter activity. Bases 1 to 4359 code for a protein of 1452 amino acids. NCBI's taxonomy places the organism in Eukaryota, Fungi, Ascomycota, Sordariomycetes, Glomerellales, Glomerellaceae. The transcript is spliced from 5 exons. Gene Ontology annotation, biological process: transmembrane transport. Gene Ontology annotation, cellular component: membrane. The record is from RefSeq and is a predicted model, not a curated record.